AUGCCUCAAUGUUUUUUUAAACUCUCUCAACUAAUUCUUAAAGGAAAUGUAUGCAGAGAUAAGUUUGGAGAAUUUGUAUGUGGAUACUGGGGCUUAAAGGGUUAUUUAAUUUACAGUGCUCUCAUUAUGAGCAUUUAACUCCUCAUCAGUCACAUUUACCUUCAGACUUAUUUUAAAAAAUUCUGCUUGGUAAAACCCUACCCUCUCCUUCUUUGAAUUCAUAAUAACCCCUGAUGAGGUGGGUAUAGAUAAUUUUGUUUGGAUUGGAAGAAAUAUUUCUAGAAAUCUAAGAUCAUUUGUUCCUUAAUUUAUAUCAGAAAUCCUUAAUUUCGCAGUGGUUUUCAUACUAAUGUGUACUUUCAAGGAACGAGUAACAGAAGUGUUACUGAUAACUACACAUCUGCGGGAGACUUGA
Porites evermanni is the source of this 415-nucleotide messenger RNA. The record is from the annotation of a GenBank genome assembly. NCBI's taxonomy places the organism in Eukaryota, Metazoa, Cnidaria, Anthozoa, Scleractinia, Poritidae.